Molecule: messenger RNA, 348 nt
Organism: Physella acuta
Lineage: Eukaryota; Metazoa; Mollusca; Gastropoda; Physidae
Source: RefSeq, a predicted model, not a curated record
AUGGACAUUGCACCGGAAACUAAUACCGGCGAUGUUACCAUUAUUCAAGGAGUGGGGGCAGAUCCCACUCCUUCAGCCUUCAGCCUUCAGCCUUCAGCCUUCAGCCUUCAGCACUCAGCCUUCAGCCUUCAGCCUUCAGCCUUCAGCCUUCAGCCUUCAGCCUUCAGCCUUCAGCCUUCAGCCUUCAGCCUUCAGCCUUCAACCUUCAGCCUUCAGCCUUCAACCUUCAACCUUCAACCUUCAACCUUCAACCUUCAACCUUCAACCUUCAACCUUCAACCUUCAACCUUCAACCUUCAACCUUCAACCUUCAACCUUCAACCUUCAACCUUAAACCUUAAACCUUAA